Lachancea dasiensis is the source of this 1134-nucleotide messenger RNA. NCBI's taxonomy places the organism in Eukaryota, Fungi, Ascomycota, Saccharomycetes, Saccharomycetales, Saccharomycetaceae. The record is from the annotation of a GenBank genome assembly.
AUGGUCCUGAAUACUUCAGCUUUAUUCGCCAAGUUAGAGACCUCUACAGACUACAAGCUCCUCUCGCUUACUCCUGACCUCUUGGCUGCGAUCGAGAGAAAUGAAAAACUUGAGUUUAAAGCUGCCAGGGCCGAAGAGGCGGUAGUACUUUGCUCUAAGGAUAAAACGUGGUUAGUGAAGCAGAAAAAUCACUCUAAUACCGUUCUUUUGAUGGAAGAAUUUGCGCCUGAAGACUUCUCCAUGGAUUUCCCUCCAUCCGCGGCCCCAUACGGGCAGCCCUUGUCGUUCCACCUUGGAUACUCCAAACAAAACCAUGAACUCGAACCCCGGCUGACGAGUGGGGAGGUCGAUAUCAGUCUACUACCAGUAUUCUCAGGGAACGAGCAAAAAUUCAAAGAGUUUGUGAGCACAACGAAGUGCGUGAAGAAAACUGUUGCAGAACUCAGAGACUGCUCACCAUGUUCUGCACUAGAAUUUGAAAGGAUAUGGCCGUCGUAUGGUGGCUGUGUUGUACAAAAUAUAGCAUGCAUCUUAUCACGAGAUUUCAUAUCAAGAGCGUUGCACAUCACUCUCAUGAGCUGUAUGGCAGAAUCGCUAAACUUCGAAAGAUUAACCUUAAAAGAAGUGUUCGUCGCUGUGAAUAAGGAUAUGGGGGAUGAGGGUGAGUUCAAUCCAUUUAGCUUCGAAGUGAUUCGUACUAUUUUAGGCAAGUUUUCGGAGAGUUGUGAUAAUGGAUUUUUUAUUCUUCAAAGAAAGGCAGUAGCGCGUUGGUAUGGUAUAGAUGCUUUAACAAAAUGUGCAUCACGGACAAUGAUCCCGCAGGAGGAAUUUAUGAUAAAAUGGAAAUCUCUAUUUCCACCAUAUUUUUCCUGUGAUUUGGAUUUCAAUGCCCUGCGAGGGCAUUUUUAUCGCCCUUUAGGAUCCAACAUACAAUAUUUCUCCAAAGCGGCCCUUCCGGAUAACCCUAAAGACCGAUUCGACUAUCUUUUCAAGAUGCAAUCAACUUGGGAUCUUGACGAUAUGGUGCCGUUUAUCCAAGAGUUGAACAGCAAAGGCGUCAAGAUGGACAGUUUUGUCAUGAAAUAUGCACGAAGGAAAAGGCAUGGAAAGCGCACUUUAAUAAGUGCUCGGUAG